Letharia columbiana is the source of this 993-nucleotide messenger RNA. RefSeq lists its product as uncharacterized. Lineage: Eukaryota; Fungi; Ascomycota; Lecanoromycetes; Lecanorales; Parmeliaceae. The transcript has 4 exons. Gene Ontology annotation, molecular function: metallopeptidase activity. The coding region runs from base 1 to 993 and encodes 330 amino acids. The record is from RefSeq and is a predicted model, not a curated record.
AUGCUUCUUCCAAUAGUGUUCAUUUUCCUCUCCACUGCUGCCAUUCCCAGCUCUGCCCAUCCCGCUGGUGCUAGUGUCGACCUUCUUGACAAGCGAACCCUCGGCACUGUAGGUCGAAAUGUCAACCUUUUUCAAAACGUCACCCAAGUAUGCGGCACUCGUGGCCCCAGCGAUGAGCUCCGCCAAGCACACGCCGAUUUCCUCGAGCAGUCCCGACACGGCAACCAGGAACGACAGGCAAGCUCGCCGAUCGUGGUACAAACAUACAUACACUUCGUCUCCACAAUCGACCAAAUGGACCACUACCCACCCAGCGUGCGGACCGCCAUGGUUUCCAGCCAGGUCUCCAUCCUCACCAGCCUCUACCGCCCCGCCGGCAUCGCCUUCAAACUCAUCUCGACGACCUGGACCGUCAACGACGCCUGGGCCACGGACGCCUCCUCGACCCCGAUGAAGCGCUCCCUCCGCCGCGGCAGCUACGAGGCCCUGAACCUCUACUUCCAGACCAACCUCUCGGCCGCCCCCUACGCCUACACGGCCGCCUCCACCCUGCUCGGCUACUGCACCCUGCCGACCACCAUCACGUACCCGGGCCCGGCCGGGCUGGCGCUCGAGUACCCGACCCUGGACUACGCCACCGACGGGUGCAACGUGCUCGCGGGCAGCAUGCCCAAGGCCCCGGUCCCGGCCUUCGGGUACAAUUUGGGGAAGACGGCCGUGCAUGAGGUGGGGCAUUGGUUCGGCUUGUUGCAUACUUUUCAGGACAACACGUGCGCGACCGGCGACCCGGGCGAUUACUGCGACGACACGCCGCAGGAGAGCCAGAGCACGACGGGCUGUCCCACGGGCAAGGACAGCUGUCCCGGCUCGCCGGGUCUGGACCCGGUCAGCAACUACAUGGAUUACUCGACCGACGCGUGCUACAGUCGGUUUUCGCCGGAUCAGUUGGCGCGGAUGAAGAAUAUGUUCGGUCUGUUCCGGUUGGGGUUUUGA